CCGGAAGCCGUGUGGCGCGCAUCUCUUUGUGAACGGCACUAGUGUCUUUCAGUUACAGUACGGUCAGCAGCGAGAAGGGACGCCACCAUGCAACAGUUGAUAGCCGUUCCGUUGCUUCUGUUGCUGCUGCAGGGCUCCGUGCAGCUCCGACAUGUGGAGGUUGAGGCAUCGAACGAUGGACCUUCGCCCUGCCAGGCCCCGCUGCAGUGGGAGGGGAGGUGGGUCGUGUACGACCACGGCACGGGGAGGAACAACCGGGCCGCGGUGUCCUACGACGGACAAAACCACAGACUGCGGGUCCUGCAGCAGCACAAGAAGCACACGCCGUGUCAGAGGUACUUUGAGUUAAUCUACUUGUACGCGAGCAAGCUAAUGUUCCAGAUCGACCAGAAGACAGGCGAAUGCGCCAAGGUUGAGCUGACCGAGGCCUGGGACCCCUUCGACAUUCCCGACAACUCCACCUUCGAGGACCAGUAUAUCAUCGGCGGCCCCGGCGACAAUGUGGAGGUGCAGGAGUGGUCCGACAGGAAGCCUGCACGCAAACAUGAGACGUGGGUGGGCGUGUACACCCUGCGCGACUGCUACCCGGUUCAAGAGACGUACAUCAAGAACAGCAGUGUCACCACAUCCACGCGCUUCUUCAAUCUGCAGCUGGGCAUCAGCGACCCAAAUGUCUUCACACCGCCACCCAGCUGCCAGGCGGCCCGACCACACGCCAUGGCCACUUCGCACUGCUAAGUUGCUCGGGUUCCGCUCGGGGCGCAUCCGGGGUUGGGCAUCCCGAGGCAAGAUAUGGGAUUUUUAUUGCUUUUUAUUUCAUAAUCCAACCAACGAGAGCGGAGCAUGAGUCUUAAAAAUGACACAUUAAAAAACUAGAUUGUGAAUGGUUUGUGUCUUCUACUUUGCUGAAUAAAUCAUCCAUGUAAACAGCAUUAAACAACCCCGUUCAAUAAUAAAGCCGUUUGUCUGU
Messenger RNA from Hippocampus zosterae (dwarf seahorse), 970 nucleotides. It is a transcript of the gene epdr1, whose product is annotated as ependymin related 1. Gene Ontology annotation, biological process: cell-matrix adhesion. The coding region runs from base 88 to 738 and encodes 216 amino acids. NCBI's taxonomy places the organism in Eukaryota, Metazoa, Chordata, Actinopteri, Syngnathiformes, Syngnathidae. Gene Ontology annotation, cellular component: lysosome; extracellular region. The transcript has 3 exons. The record is from RefSeq and is a predicted model, not a curated record. Gene Ontology annotation, molecular function: calcium ion binding.